This is a messenger RNA of Andrographis paniculata, 1094 nucleotides long. RefSeq lists its product as uncharacterized. Gene Ontology annotation, molecular function: metal ion binding. The transcript is spliced from 4 exons. Gene Ontology annotation, biological process: protein histidyl modification to diphthamide; tRNA wobble uridine modification. NCBI's taxonomy places the organism in Eukaryota, Viridiplantae, Streptophyta, Magnoliopsida, Lamiales, Acanthaceae. The record is from RefSeq and is a predicted model, not a curated record. Gene Ontology annotation, cellular component: nucleus; cytosol. Bases 107 to 835 code for a protein of 242 amino acids.
UUGACGACCUUUUACCGCCCCCACCCACAGUCAAUCCAAAACAAAGUUCCCAAAACCAUAGCCACGCUCGCAGCAGCUGACGGAUCUCUCCAUCUGCUACCCAACAAUGGCGAUUUCGAGGCCAUCCGCAGCUCUGCUCUUUGCGAUCUUAACCGCAACUGCGUUGGUGGAAUCCAGCAGCGACAAUAACCACGUGUUCUCGCCGUGCGGCGACGCCUCAGUGCAGAGAUCCGAUGGUUUCACUUUCGGGAUCGCGUUCGCUGGGAGAGGAUUCUUCUUCGCCAACAACUCAGUUCAGUUGUCUCCUUGCGAUCGCCGCCUCUCGCUCUCCUCCAACAACGCUCAGGUCGCCGUUUUCCGCCCUAAGGUCGACGAGAUCUCCCUGCUCACCAUCAAUACCUCCAAUUUCUUCCCGGACUCCUAUGGAGGUUAUAUGGUUGCAUUUGCUGGGCGAAAAUAUGCUGCAAGAUCGAUCCCUGCUUUUGUUGCCAACAGUACUUACAUUGUAACAAGUUUUACUCUGGUUCACGAGUUCAAGAAAGGAAGGCUUCAAAACUUGUACUGGAAAAGAGAUGGGUGUGCCUCAUGCUCGGGAAAAUCAAACUUUGUGUGUCUUAACAAGCAAGAUUGCGCAAUUAGGACAAACAACUGCAAAAACCGAGGGGGGUCUGUGGAUUGCAGCCUCGGAAUCCAGCUGGCAUUUUCGGGCACGGACAAGCAUGAGUCGGUGUUCAAUUCAUGGUAUGAGGUGCAGAACCUCCGGCAGUAUUCUCUCUACGGCCUUUAUGCCAGCCUCCGGGACUCCCUUACCUCUCAGUAUAGCAGAUUCCUCUAAUAUUCUCGGAUAUCCGUUUCUUCUUCUCCUGCACACCGAUCAUUAUAGAUUGAUGAACACGAUUCAAGAGACAAGAAACCUCCAUGAGGAAAUUACCUAAUGUUUUUAUUCCAACUCUUUGAUGGCAAGUUAAGAAGGCAGGCUACGUGUAUGAAAGGCCAAAUCCCCGUAACGGUAGAGCUGACAAUUGAUCGAUUCGUGUUGGAUUCGUGUAGGGUUGAAUACUUUAAAUCGGUUAUAAAAUUCAACUUUAAUCCAA